GGCUCUGGGUAGCGGGACGCCCGACUACUGCUGGGCACUGCUCCCGGGGCAGGUCAUGAACGGGCCGGCGGACGGCGAAGUGGACUACAAGAAGAAAUACCGGAACCUGAAGCGGAAGCUCAAGUUCCUCAUCUACGAACACGAGUGCUUCCAGGAGGAGCUGAGGAAGGCGCAGAGGAAGUUGCUGAAGGUGUCCCGGGAUAAGAGUUUCCUCCUAGACCGACUUCUGCAGUACGAGAACGUGGAUGAAGAUUCUUCUGACUCAGACGCCACUGCGUCUUCAGAUAACAGCGAGACAGAGGGAACACCCAAGCUGUCGGACACGCCAGCCCCCAAGAGGAAGAGAAGCCCUCCGCUGGGGGGUGCCCCCUCCCCUUCCAGCCUCUCCCUGCCUCCUUCAACAGGGUUUCCCCUUCAGGCCUCCACGGCCCCCUCCCCGUACCUGAGCUCGCUGGCUUCCCCCCCCUACCCCCCAUUCCCUUCUGACUACCUGGCACUGCAGCUGCCCGAGCCCAGCCCCCUGAGGCCCAAGCGGGAGAAACGGCCCCGCCUGCCCCGGAAACUCAAGAUGGCGGUGGGACCCCCCGACUGCCCUGUGGGAGGGCCGCUGACCUUCCCGGGCCGGGGUUCUGGGGCCGGGGUGGGGGCAGCCCUGGCCCCACUGCCCCCACCCAAGAUGCCUCCCCCCACGAUCCUGAGCGCCGUCCCUCGGCAGAUGUUCAGCGACGCGGGCAGCGGGGACGAUGCCCUGGACGGGGAUGAUGACCUGGUGAUCGACAUCCCGGAGUGACCCCCUCUGUGGCCGAGCCCCCGCCCCAUGCCCAACGCCAGCACACACGAGCCCCCAGCUUCCGCAGAGACGUUUAUUGACGCCCAGUUGCCAUGCGGCGGCCACUGACACAAUCAGAAGAGGCGUAAACAUGCACGAAUGUCCCCUGGGAGGUGGGUCCCCAGGGGGAGGGCAGAGGCCCUGCCCUCCCAUCUCGGCCCCAUCCAGGGGACAGUUCUUUAAAUGAGUGGCCGGGAGCAUCUGCCACCUCUGGGAGAGGCAGAGAGCCUGCGGGGGCCCCCCAUUUAAAAGGGCAGCUGUACAGGGCUAGGUUGGUUGGUUGGUUGGUUUUUAACGAAGAUUCUGUAUUAAAGGAGUGGCUCUUUUUUUGUUUUUUUUU
This is a messenger RNA of Ailuropoda melanoleuca (giant panda), 1169 nucleotides long. RefSeq names its product INO80 complex subunit E (gene INO80E). Gene Ontology annotation, cellular component: nucleus; Ino80 complex. Gene Ontology annotation, biological process: chromatin remodeling. The record is from RefSeq and is a predicted model, not a curated record. The coding region runs from base 56 to 790 and encodes 244 amino acids. Lineage: Eukaryota; Metazoa; Chordata; Mammalia; Carnivora; Ursidae. The transcript is spliced from 7 exons.